AUGUUCUUCUCUCUGUGGUUAUUCAUCAGCAGCCUGGGAGUAUUUCACUCAUGUUUUGGACAGAAUAGUCUCCAUGAAUACUCUGCUGGUGACAUCAUCAUUGGAGGACUUUUCCCUAUUCACUUACAAAGCAACAGAAGCGAAGGGCCUGAAGUGGUGAUUACCUGUAGUAGGUUUGAUAUUCAAAUGUUCCUACGCACCCAUGUGAUGAUAUAUGCCAUUACCAAAAUAAACCAGCGCACACCCAGGGAUUUACCCAAUAUCACCCUAGGAUAUGAUAUCUAUGACACUUGUGGAGAUGUCAGCCUUGCCAUCAAAGCAGCGCUCCAGCUGCUGAAGAACCAGUCAGACCCUCAGAGCUGUUUACUGCCUGAAAUGAUUCAGUCUGCCUUUGCUGAACCCGAAACCAAGGCAGUGAUUGGCGAAAGGUAUUCUGAAGUAUCAAUAGCUGUUGCACGAAUUCUUGCUCUGUCAUCAGUUCCCCAGAUUAGUUUUGCAUCAACCAGUGAGCUGCUCAGCAGAAAGUUAAAGUUUCCCACUUUCCUGCGAACAGUACCCAGUGAUAAACAUCAGACCCUGGGCAUUGCUAAACUAGUGGAUGAAUUUAACUGGAAAUCAGUGGCCAUUGUGGGAAGUAGUGAUGAGUAUGGGAAGUAUGGAAGUGAUAGCCUUGUGAGCUACUUCAAUGACAGACAUAUCUGCAUUGACUUUGUUGAGAUUUUGAAAGGUGACUUUGACCAAAACAAAACGUCUACCCGUGAAGAGCUGGAAGACCUAAUGGGAAAGAUUGCAAACUCCUCAGCUGAGGUCAUUAUCAUGUUCACAAAGGACACCAACGUUGAAAUCAUAAUACAAGAAGCAAUUAAAGAAAAACUCAAUAGAACUUGGAUUGCCAGUGAUACAUGGUCCAAUUCUGCAAAGGUCUCUUCAUUGCCUGACAUUCAGUUGGCUGGGCAAGUUUUCGGAUUUAUCUUCAAGAAGCACGAGGUGCCCGGUUUUGAAGACUACGUCACCUCACUGUUUAAUGGAACAAACAGUACCAGUUUCCAAUCUGGAAUUACACUUUGCCCAAAUCAGUCUGAGGAGGACAGAAGAAAGAACUGCUCGCUGACCAACGACCAAAUGGGAUCAGGGACAUGUCUGAACCUAAGCUGCUUAACCUCUUACAUUGACCAAGAUGAGUCCUACAGCGUCUAUUUAGCUGUCAACGUCAUUGUUGAGGGUCUCAAAGACUUGCUAAAAUGUAAUCACCAACAGUGCCAACGUCACUCCAACUUCACUGCCUUUGAGCUUCUCAGGGCAAUCCAGAAAGUCAACUUCACUGUGGACAACACACAAAUAUUCUUUGACGAUCAUGGAGACCCCAGCUUGGGAUAUGACAUUGUGUACUGGAAUGUGUCUGAAUCUAAACAGGGCGCAAAAAUAAAUACCAUUGGGGAAUACAGCCCAAAUGGAAGAAUCAGUGUCCCAGAACAUCUGAAUGACAGCAUGAAUUCUGUGACGGUAACUGCUUACAACUGCUCCAAAACGUGUGAUCCAGGAUUUCAGUUGAAAACGGGAAAUAAAAAAUGUUGUAUGGAAUGUAUUCCAUGUGAAACUAAUCACAUUUCCCCUGGUAACGGUGCAGAGUGUAAGAGCUGUGGUGAAAAGCACUAUUCAACUGACAAACAGGUCUGCCAUAAAAAGAACGACGAAUAUCUCCGUUGGUCAGAUGCCUUCUCCAUCAUUUUGUGUUGUUCGGCAUCGGUUGGUAUAGUUGUUACCACUGUGUUUGUUGUUGUGUUUGGAAUCCAUUUUAAAACUCCUGUUGUGAAGGCGGUUGGAGGGUACUUGUGCUGCGUGGAGCUUUUGUCCCUGUUCGCCGGCUUCAGCUUUAUAUUUAGCUUCAUGGGCAAACCCACUCGGGAAUCUUGCAUGGUAUGCCUACCUGGCUUUGGCAUUGCCUUUUCCCUCUGCAUGUCCUGCAUUCUGGCCAACUUGCUUCAGAUAUGGGUGGCUUUCAACUUUGGCCUGACAGUAGAGUCCUGGAUGAAGAAGAUUAAUCAGCCUUUGGCUGUGGUGGUCACUGUCACUGGGGGCCAGGUAAUCUUGUCUGUGUUAUGGCUGGUCUUAGAACCACCAUAUGUUCAUGAGGAGGAAACAGAUAGAACAAUCCUGCACCAAUGUACGUCAGACCAAACGUUCUUCAUGUCCAUGGUAGCCUAUAACGCUUUCUUGGGACUUAUUUGUUUCAUCUUUGCUUACAAAGGUAGACAGUUGCCGGAUUUAUAUAAAAAUGCAGCUUUAAUCACCAUCAGUAUGCUGCUGUUUUUAAUCAUUUGGCUUAUCUUCCUCCCACUUUAUCUCACUUUGAAAGGGAAGUACACGCCAGCUAUUCAAGCUGCAGCCAUUCUUAUUUCCUGUUUCAGUAUCCUGGGCUGUCACUUGGCCCCCAAGUGUUACAUCAUGCUCUUCAGGAAAGAACUCAAUGAUCAGAAUGCCAUUACUGACUACAUAAAGAAGCAUUAUGAGAAUAAAGGCAUUGCUGUGGUGAAAUCAUAAUUCUCCCUGGUAACAGUUAAUUGCACAAAAGUACCUGUUUUCCACUGUCACACCACAGAUAGCUUGACUAGACCUGAGCUAAGUCCAACACAUCCUUUUGUCGGGGUUGCCCAAGAAAAUAUCCCAUGGCUUUCAGAUGGUUCAGACUGCUGCAGCACCGGGUCAUCCAGAUUUGGUCACAUUACACUAGUGCUGGCCUCUCUUCAUUAGCUUUCUAUUCAGUUUAGAGCAGAUUUUAAGGUUCUCCUUUUAACCUUCUCAUUUAAGAACCUAAUAAAUGUGUAUAUGUCCACAUGGUCUCUACGCUCCCAGGAAAGUAGCUGUCCGGUGGCUGAUGAGUUGGUCUUAAAUAUUAUAUAUUCAAAUCAAAACUUAAGACCCACUUAUUUAUUAUUGUGUGUGAUUGUUAAAUUUGCUUGCUUUUAUAAAUCCUAUAAAGCUCUUUAAAUCUCUUUUAAAUCCUUUAAAUCCCUGAAUUUAAAUUGAUGCCCUGUCCCAAAGACCCGUUGUGUUGUAUUGUGAAAACCUAUUUUAGUUCAUUACUACAAUUUCUUUUUUUAUUUGUGUUUUGUAUUCAACUUGUGCGACACUUUGAUGUACAGAACUACAGUUCAGAAAACAUUUUAAAUAGGACUAAAGUAAAGGUGUUUGGCUAGAUAAUGUGAGCGUCUUUUCAUCUGGAUCAAUUUGUAAAUAGUGCCUAUUGUCUACUUCAUAUGUGAAUAAAAGAGUCACAUACAUGGAUUAACUCAGACACGAUGAACAACUUCUUUUUAUGUAUGUGAAUGCACAGAAAUAUGUGUUCAAGAUUAACUUUAGGUGUGAUUAAGAAUGGGUGUAUUUUUUAGUUUUCAAAGCAAAGAGAGUCAUUACCUGAUGAGGGCGCUGUUCUUUUUCUCUGUUGAAUAGGUGGCUUUGAAGAAGUACAGGUCUUUGCUGGAAGAAAAGUGAGGUGCAUAAUGCUGAACAUUGCACAUUGUGUGUUAAUAUAGAGACUAAAACUUUGAUUAAAAAAAUAAACUGAGGAAAGUAGGAAACCUGGAAACCAUUUAAUGAAUUAAUUAAAAGGGCAAAUAAGGUCGAGAUCCUAAGAGGAACAUGCAGACUAGGUUAUCUAAAAAGAAACUAAAAGGUCAAAGGGAUGAAUCCCAUUCAUUUUUAUUAAGAUAUAUCUUAUAUGUUUAUUUAUUUAGAUUUUUCUUUUCUUUUCUUUCUUUCAUUAUUUUUUAUAUGUAUUUGACAUCUUAGAGUAGGAGAGAUAGCAGAAUGAAAAGCAGAAAGAGGGAGGUGUAUGUGGUCGUAUUUAUUCAAAAGGUUUUAAUACUUAUGUACUACACAAGAUUAUUGUAUUUGUCAUUGGAAUGAAACUCAUUAAAGACAUUGGAAAAGAAAAAUGAUAUGCAGCUUUGUCUGAUUUAUCACUGUUCUUCUGCCGCUACUCCAUCUUUAUAACAUAACAACACAUAACACAAUCAUGAUUAGCAUCUUAGUUAAGGCUUUUGUCUGUAUAGAUGUUCUCUGAGGACCAUUGCUUCUUAAGUGUUUGUGCAUAAUUCAGUAACUUUAAUUAUGCACACACCACCUGCUAUCUUUAGUUUAUUGUUAUUAUAUUUUUCAGAAUUAUGACUUUCAGCCAGAGGCUAGCUAACCUUCAGUGUGAUGUUAAAGCAUUGUAUUUCCAUAUUAUAUUUAGAAACAUUACUUAUAUACGCUUAGUUGCGUGCAUGUGAAAUUAGAUCUGAUGAUCUGCAGAGCUAUGUCUGUGUUUCUUAAGAAGGAUGCUAGCAGUUAACUGUUGUGUGACAUAAUGAAGCAGAGUGUCGAUAAAUCAGCAGGACUUAAAAUACUCUAUGUUGCAUUACGUCCAAAUCAUAGAUUGUAUAAAAAUGGGUGGCAGAACAGCUCCUCAAAAGUGAAGCCAAGGCAAGUACCAUGCUCCCUCUAGUGGCUGGAUGUAGUAUAGAUCACAAGCGCCAUCUCAACUGACUCACUUGUGAACGUCACAUCACUAUUAGUUAUUUGAAACAGGUUGUGGCCUCAUGAUGACUACCAGUUGCCAUGUCAACCACUGCAGUAACUAGGGCUGUGAGAGUAGGGGAAAAAAAUAACUCCACUCUCCAACUGUACUGUGCAGACUCUGGCUCCAAAGUUGCAAAAUGGCGCCGCCCGUUUCCCCAGGAAAAUAGCUUCACUUUGGCCAAUGGGAGGAAAAGGUGAAGCGUUGUCCAAAUACAAUAUGUGGUCUGAACGUAAUCCACUGUCUACGUGAACUUAAACGAAGUAGUAGAAAUAAACACAAGGUUAAGUUCUUGUUCCCAACACUGAACAUCAACUUUGCACAUGACCAAAGAUAAACACACACAGUUCAAGCACAGUCAUGGAAAGGGCUGCUAAGGCUGCAGGAAUCACACUUUUGUUGUUAUCAUCAUUAUUUGAAUGCCCUUAAUAUGAUGAUCGAAGUUGACUUUAUUUGGAACAAUAAAGUGAGAAGAACUCUUAAUUCUACGGCAGAAAUAGAACUAUGGAUGCACUGCAACCAAUGAGUAAUUAACUUUCUUUCAGGGAAAAAAAUGUUACUUAGAUGUAUAUGUUUCAAAUUUCAUUCAUUAAAAUUCAGAAAAGCAAAAACUGUCUUUGAUGUCACAGAUUAUUUACAUUCCAAACACAGAGUGGAGCCCUAAAAACUUCUGCUAACUGUAAGUACAAAGAAUGGUACAAAACUGAAGUAAGUAUAUUUUGUUGAUAAAAACGUUUCUUUAUUCAGCCACUAGAUGGAGCUCUUGGAGCAUUUCUGAAUUGGUUUUGCAAUACUGAUCAGGCAAACAAAUGACCAGCCCUGCGAUAGGCUGUACCUCGCCUCCCGCCUGAUGCCAGCUGGGAUAGGCUCCAGAAACCCCCGCGAACCUAGUGACAAUUAAGCGGUAUGGAAGAUGAGCUGAAACAAAUGACCUUCCUAGCAUGUAUAGGUCUCCCUUGUGCCUCUAAAACAGCUGUGACUCAUCAGAGAAUUGACACGGGUCUUUCCUGUGGUGUCUGGUAGCAGAAUGUUGUCGUUGGGGGCCUUUGGGUCCUAUGGGUUGAGGGGAGGGGCCCCUGUGGGUCAACCCACAGAUGCCAGGUGUCUGGUCUGGUCCAGAUAAUUGUAACAUGUCUAAGUAACAUCUACCUGAAAGCCAUGUCCAAAAUAUAUAUACACACAUGUAUGAAAUGUAUGGUCCAUUUUCAGUGAUAUAUUUUCUGACUUGUAUGAAACUCACAACACAGAUCAUUUGGCUCGGCACCUUAACUUUUCUUUAUUAAAAAAAUACAAAACUUUAAAAGUUUCCAUAGGAAAGCAUUAUGAAUUUGCAAUCCCAUCUCUUCCAUAUCCAUUUCAAAUGUAUGAUUAAACACUGCUUAUUAAUAUCACAAAAACUUUGCAUUCUACAAGUUACAAAACAUAAAAUAAAAUAAGAUAGGAGAAGAGGAGAGGUGCAGUCUGUUUUUGAGUCCCUGUGUUUUAAGUGUUAAUCUUUAAGAUUUGUCUUCAGUGGCUCCUGUAAAGUCUGGAUAACAGACCUGCAUGGUGCGUUCCCAUGCAGAGUAUGGUUACACAGGAGGUCACAUCCAUAGACAGAGACACUUUGACAGAACAAAGUCGCUGAAUAAUAACAAUUACAUGAAUAUUAGUCAAUAAAUAUGUUUCUUGACAUGUUAGCAUCUUAAGGAUUAACACUU
Molecule: messenger RNA, 6258 nt
Organism: Mugil cephalus (flathead mullet)
Lineage: Eukaryota; Metazoa; Chordata; Actinopteri; Mugiliformes; Mugilidae
Product: G-protein coupled receptor family C group 6 member A-like
Exons: 6
Coding region: 1-2541 (846 amino acids)
Biological process (GO): G protein-coupled receptor signaling pathway
Cellular component (GO): membrane
Molecular function (GO): G protein-coupled receptor activity
Source: RefSeq, a predicted model, not a curated record